AUGUUUUAUAUCCGCGCUAUCCUCGCUGCUGUCCUGGCCGGGGCUGUCGUUGCCUCUCCCGGAACGCUGAUGAAGCGUAGCCAGAAGCUCACCAUGUCGUACUGCAACGGCUGCAUUCCUAUCGGCGCAGGUGGCGUUUCCUGCGUAAACAACUUUUAUAUCCACUGGGGUGACAACAAGCUCGGAUCAUGCAACGAUUCUUCCUUCCUCUACGACAGCGGCUCGUGCUCCACUUCAGGGGCGACGAUUCCGACGCCGUCUGGCCGCGGCACUUGGUCGACGUCCAACUGCCGUGCGGCCACUGACCAGGUCCUGGGUACCAUCAGCGCCAAUGGCAACACCUACAUUUGCUACCGCGCCAACAACCAGAACUUCCAAAACAACUGCCUUGGUGCAACCUACGCUUGCUCAGACUAUGCAAGCUGCUACGGCCCUGCCUUUGCCUUUUGCUUCAUCGGCGCCCAGUCGUGGUCGCAGCCCUACGUAAAGCCGCCUCAUUGA
Molecule: messenger RNA, 501 nt
Organism: Laccaria bicolor S238N-H82
Lineage: Eukaryota; Fungi; Basidiomycota; Agaricomycetes; Agaricales; Hydnangiaceae
Exons: 3
Coding region: 1-501 (166 amino acids)
Source: RefSeq, a predicted model, not a curated record